Ascochyta rabiei is the source of this 1167-nucleotide messenger RNA. RefSeq lists its product as uncharacterized. The transcript has 3 exons. Gene Ontology annotation, biological process: endoplasmic reticulum tubular network organization. The record is from RefSeq and is a predicted model, not a curated record. The coding region runs from base 1 to 1167 and encodes 388 amino acids. NCBI's taxonomy places the organism in Eukaryota, Fungi, Ascomycota, Dothideomycetes, Pleosporales, Didymellaceae. Gene Ontology annotation, cellular component: endoplasmic reticulum tubular network.
AUGGUGUCUCUAUGGCCCUGGAGGGCGGGCGAAGAUGCUGCCUCGUUCGAGAGGACACUCUCCACCCUCACCGGCAAAAUCAACAGAGCGACCGCCGUCAAUGACAAGCGCCGCCGGACCUCAAGACGCGCGCGCGUCAUGUGGACGCUCUACGCAGGAUUCGCGUACAUCCUGGCUGCACUGCUGCUGAUCUUGGUCACCGGCCGCCAGAACUGGGGCGUUGUCGAGGUCUCGGUCAUCGCGGGCAGUCCUGUGGUCAUCUACCUCGUCCGCUAUGCGCUCACCAGCUACUUCGACUACCGCAUCUCGAACACCGACGCCUACCUCCAGAAGCUCAACAAGGAGCGCGAUGCUACCAUCAACAGGCUGAAGGAGGCCACCAAGUACAACUCCACCCAGCAGCUGCUUGAGAAGUACGGCGCUUCGCCCAAGCAAGAAACGCCGCAGUCGACGCCGAACAGCAAGAAGCCGCAGGGCCCUGAGAAACCACCGCAACCACCAGGCCCCCGCACGGGCAUGGCACCUCCCCCCACGGCCAACAUCCAGCGUCCACAGAACCAAUCGCAGAACCCGUCGACCCCACAGCGUGCACCCACGAUGCCCACGUCGCCUCAAGCUCCACCAGCGCUACCUUCGCCGGGUGCCGAGUUCGCGCCAAACGCAUUCGGACCCGUCGACGCUGCGAAGCAGUACUCGUCCGCUCCCGCGACUUCGUUCACGCAAACACAUUGGUACGACCGCAUCCUCGACGCGCUUCUCGGCGAAGACGAAACCCAGCCCAAGAACCGCCUUGUGUUGAUCUGCUCCGAGUGCAGACUCGUCAACGGCCAGGCCCCACCUGGCGCGCGCACGGUCGAGGACAUUGGCAAGUGGCGAUGUGGGGGAUGCAAGGCAUGGAACGGCAAGGAGAAGCCGCACGAGGAGGUUGCGAAUCUCGUCCAGAACUGGGACGCCGAGCGCAAGGCGAAAGCAAAUGAGAUGGUCCGUGACGUGGAGGAGGAGGAGGAGGAGGAGGAGGAGGAGGAGGAGAAGGCGGAGGAGGAGGUUAGCGAUGAAGCUGACGGUAAAGACGAGCCCGUGGUGCAGGAGUCGGUUGGGGUGGACAAGGACGAGACGCCCCCGAGCAAGUCGACGCGAAGCAAGACCAAGGGCCGGGGCAAGAAGUGA